Molecule: messenger RNA, 771 nt
Organism: Adineta steineri
Lineage: Eukaryota; Metazoa; Rotifera; Eurotatoria; Adinetida; Adinetidae
Source: the annotation of a GenBank genome assembly
AUGUAUACAUAUAGUUUAUAUGGUGAUUUAAAUCCAUCUAUUUCAUUUGAUAAUGUAUGGUGUAAAAUACGUGCAUAUCUUGUUUUUGUUGGAUAUUGUAUGUUUUUUAAUACAUUUGUUCUUCAAGCUAUGUUUCGUCUCUUUCGAAUAGCUUUUUAUAGACGAAAGUCUUUACAAUCACGUGAAUUUUUUAUAAUUGCAUUUAUUAUUCAAUGGAUCUUAUCAUUUAUUUUACCACUUUCUAGUCUUCUACCAAAUGAUUAUGAAUAUUUGUCAUUAUAUUUUACAUGUUGGAUUUCUUUUGAGAAUAUUCGUGGAACACUUACUCCAAUAAUAUUAAUUUAUGGUUCGUCUAUAUCGGCUAUAUUUUUUAUUUAUGUUUAUAUUAUUCGUUAUAUACGUCGAACAAAUCGAAUACAACAAGUACGACAAAGAUCGAAUGAACGAGAUUUAUUAGUUCUUAAGCGAAUUGUUAUUCUUAUAUUAGUUACAGUUAGUAUUGGUUUACCUUCCGUAUUUAUAUUUCUGAUCUAUGUCAUUGGUCAUUAUUUGAUACCAUAUACUCAUCAUAUUGAAGGAAUGUGUUUAAUAACUGGACUUUUCACUGCAACGAUUUGUUUUACAAUUAUAUCACCUCAAAUAAAAAAACUAUUUCGACAUAAUCAACAACAGAUAUAUCCUAUUGAAUUAAUAGGAAAUAAUCAAGAUCAUAUAACUCGUACAUUUCAACAAUUAACCCAUCAACAUCAACCAAGAUCAAUUCUUAACUAA